Molecule: messenger RNA, 2276 nt
Organism: Pogoniulus pusillus (Red-fronted tinkerbird)
Lineage: Eukaryota; Metazoa; Chordata; Aves; Piciformes; Lybiidae
Gene: TTC33
Product: tetratricopeptide repeat domain 33
Exons: 5
Coding region: 65-850 (261 amino acids)
Molecular function (GO): protein binding
Source: RefSeq, a predicted model, not a curated record
GCCGGAGGAGAGCGGCAGCUAAAUUACCUGCCUCCUGAAAACACCUUUUUCUCUAGUUCUCCAAAUGGCUUCUUUUGGAUGGAAGAGAAAGAUUGGUGAGAAAGUGUCAAAAGCUACUUCUCAGCAAUUCGAAGCAGAAGCUGCAGAUGACAAGGAUCUGGCUGAUGAUGAUGAUGCGAACUGGGUGCAUGCAACUAAGAGAAGAAAGGAAAUUCUCUUAGAAGACUGUGUAAAGAAAAGUAAGGAGCUGAAGGAUGAAGGUGCAAAUUUAGCUGAAAAUAGGAGGUACCGAGAGGCUAUUCACAAGUGGGAUGAAGCAAUUCAGUUAACUCCAGAGGAUGCUACACUUUACGAGAUGAAAUCACAGGUCCUAAUGUCUCUGCAUGAAAUGUUCCCAGCUGUGCAUGCAGCAGAAAUGGCUGUCCAGAGAAACCCACGUUCCUGGGAUGCCUGGCAGACUUUGGGACGUGCCCAGCUUGGAUUGGGAGAGAUAGCACUGGCAAUCCGAAGUUUCCAAGUGUCCUUACACAUCUUUCCAAUGAACCCUGAGGUAUGGAAAGAAGACCUCUCCUGGGCAAGAAAACUACUUGAACAGCAGAAGGCAACAAAGACUGAGGCAGUGCAACCACUGGCAAAACAAAAAGAGCUUGCAGAAGAUUCCAUCCCAGACUAUGAUUUUGAAAGCGAUGAAAUUGUGGCAGUCUGUGCUGCCAUUGCAGAGAAGGAGAAAGCUCUUUCAGCAGCCAAAACGGCAGUGAUUGUGUCUGCCUCAGGCACGGUACAGACUGUCACUGAGAAGGAGAACUGUCCUGCAACUCCUGAUGAAACCCUUUUCAUCAGAGCUCGAUAGGGCAGCUGUCUGGGUUGUUAUGCCAUUUUAAGACCUAGAGUUAUUUAUUGUAUGGUGGGUUUUUUUUGUUCUGGUUUGGGUUUUUUGUUGUUGUUUUUUAUUUCUGUUUGUUUGCUUUUAAAGCAAAGGGAGAACCCACCAAAGUUAAAGAACUGAGGUUAUUUUUUGUCUUGCACAUUGAAAAAAGCAAUGUCCCAAGUUGUUCCAUCCAUAUUUUGGAGAGGAAAGCCAAGAGCUGAUUCUAAAAAAUCUUACAAACAAAUGUAGUGUUAAAAUGCUUAGCUGUAGUCAAACAGCAGCUUUCAUCUUUAUGUCUCUCAUAAUUGUACAAGUUGAUGUCUGCAUUUUUUUUCUGAGUAAUUAAGAAGCUUUUAUUUAAACCCUAAAAGAAAAAGAGAUUAAAAAAAAAUCUAUUUCAAUGUCUGUUUAUUAGCAUUAGAUUUCUCAUAUUAGAAGUUCUUCAGGAUGAGGGUAGUGAGACUCUGGCACAGGCUGCCCAAGGAGGCUGUGGCUGCCUCCUGCCUGGGGCUGUUGAAGACCAGGCUGGAUGCAGCCUUGAGCAGCUGAAUCUAGUUGGGGUGUCCCUGCCCAUGGCAGGGAGGUUGGGGUAGAUGAUCUCUAAGGUCUCUUCCAACCUGAGCCAUUCUGUGAUUCUGUGAUAUUUAAAGUGUGAAUUCUGUUAUCAGAAGUAUUUCCUUUCACCAAGGUUACUUUUUCUAUGAGUAAGCUUCCAAUGGAGCAGAGAUGGAUUAUUAUUUUGCUUGUGUGUGAUACAUCUAGCAUCUGCUUUGUAUUCAAAUGAAGUUACUGUAAAAGGAAAUCAUGUUCAUGAAGAAGCAUAGCAAUUUUUACAAUAGAAGUUGUAGAAAAAUUUCUCAGACCAUUCUUUCAUCUGAGUAACUUUUAUUUAAGAGAACACUUAGUCUUUAAAAAAAAAUAAAUCGCUUUCAAAAGAUUAAUUGUCAUAGUGUGCUUGAAGUUUCAAUUCAUUUCUGAAAGAUUCUUCCUGAAGAUAUAGAAUCAUAGAAUCACAGAAUCAACCAGGUUGGAAGAGACCUCCAAGAUCAUCCAGUCCAAUCUAGCACCCAGCCCUAGCCAGUCAACCAGACCAUGGCACUAAGUGCCUCAUCCAGGCUUUUCUUGAAGACCUUCAGGGACGGUGCCUCCACCACCUCCCUGGGCAGCCCAUUCCAAUGCCAAUCACUCUCUCUGUGAAGAACUUCUUCCUAAUAUCCAGCCUAUACCUACUCUGGCACAACUUGAGACUGUGUCCCCUUGUUCUAUUGCUGGUUACCUGGGAGAAGAGGCCACCCCUGAGCCUCCUCUUCUCCAGGCUAAACAAGCCCAGCUCCCUCAGCCUCUCCUCAUAGGAUUUGUGCUCCAGGCCCCUCACCAGCUUUGUUGCCCCUCUCUGAACAUGUUCCAG